UUCACUCGCACGAUGGCGCUCGCAUCAGCCCUGGUCACUCGUCUCAGUUCUCUUCACCGCGCCACCCCCCACGACGACACCGCGAGCGUCAUGUCCGAGGGUUCGUUCACCUUGUCCUCGCGUGCCUUGACGCGUCCGCGUACUCACCUUCCUUCGCGUGCCACAGACGCCGCCCCCUCCCUCGGCGUCUCCUCCGUCAGCUCCUCGUUCGACUCCCGCUCAUGCAACUCUGAGCCUUCGUGCUUGACCGAGGCCUCGGGUUCCAUGCCCCGCCCUAGGCAGAACGAGCAUCUCGCCGUUCUCCUCUCCAAGCGUCUCUGGAAGCCCGAUUCUCAGGCCGCCCAUUGCGAUACCUUCAUGUGCCGGAGGCCCUUCUCCAUCUGGGAGCGCAGACAUCACUGCAGGAAGUGUGGCGGUGUCUUCUGUGGUGACUGUUCCAACAGGACUACCACCCUCCUGGACGCUUCCAAGCUCGAAUUCCUCCACCCGCCCAGGAACGUGCCCAUUCAGGUCUACGAUUCCCCCAUCUCUCCUGUCCUCGAGUGUCGUGUUUGCAACGACUGCUUCGACCAGAUCCAUGGCUGCAAGACUCCCCGCUCUCCGGUGAUGUCCAAGGCCAGCCCUAUCGCGCUCGUUCGCAGCGCGGAGACGAGCUCCGGUCCUUCUUCCGUGUCUUCCUCUGUGGACACCCCGCCCGAGGGUGCCCCCAUCAACUCCAUCACUCCGCGUCCGGCUCUCCGUCGCACCCAUACCUCUCCUCGCAUCCCCACUUCGCCCCUGCGAUCCAACACUCCCAUCCCGCAGUCGAACGGUGUUCUCAUCGUCGACUCUGAGCUGUCCCUUGGUGAGCUCGACUCUUACCCGCUCAGGCGUGCUAGCAAAAUCUGCAAAGCCACUGGUGGUGGACGCUGGGAGCCGAAGCAGGUGCCAGAGUAUGUCGCGAAGCGCAUUCCCGGGUGCAAGGCUGCGUAUGAGCUGGAGCUUGAGCGCGAAGAAGAGGAGCGUAGGAUCCGUCGCGCCAACCCGAUAAUCAGGAACGGAGGUCAGUCGUCGUCUCCGACUCGGAGCUCCUGCCAGCAACUGAUGGGACGACUUUGACAGACUUCCAGCUCCGUCGCCCCCGCGAGAUGGAGCCGCGCUCUCCUGGAGGCCCCUUCACACUCUCCACCUUUUGAGUCGGGUGUUCCGGCUGAGGUGGGUAGGCUGUCCUUGCUUGCUUCACUCUGUAAUUGGUUCCACUGCCUGCUGUCUGUCGACCGUCUGUGACUGUCUGUUUGUGCGUGUAUGCUGUGUAUUAUCAUUAUUCUCGACCCGAUAGCUCGUCAUGCGCUGCUCUGUACUUUCUACUGUCGAUAUACCUGCCUUGUCGUUACCCUUAUCGCUGUUUAUACUCCUUCACUUAUCUCCUUGCCCCUUCUCCCCGAUCAUCUGAUUCCUCCGUCCUCGCUGCCUACAUCGCUCUCGACGCCUUGGACUCACUAGCUAUAAUUUGACCAAGCUCGAAGUUCUCCUCGCGCACUCCUUGCGCCCGCGUAUCUCCCCUUCCCGUCUCGACCGUGCAACGGCUCUCGUGACUGUAGACGCCUGUUUGCUACCGUAUGCCAUCCCUGUUAUAAUAGUGCUCGGUCUCUACUGUCGUACAGUACGUGUACUAUUGUGAUCCUAUGCCAUAAUCUGAUCUCUU
This is a messenger RNA of Dichomitus squalens LYAD-421 SS1, 1684 nucleotides long. RefSeq lists its product as uncharacterized. The transcript has 3 exons. Gene Ontology annotation, molecular function: metal ion binding. Bases 13 to 1098 code for a protein of 361 amino acids. The record is from RefSeq and is a predicted model, not a curated record. Lineage: Eukaryota; Fungi; Basidiomycota; Agaricomycetes; Polyporales; Polyporaceae.